Leguminivora glycinivorella is the source of this 1819-nucleotide messenger RNA. Its product is annotated as fatty-acid amide hydrolase 2-B-like. The transcript is spliced from 7 exons. The coding region runs from base 18 to 1616 and encodes 532 amino acids. The record is from RefSeq and is a predicted model, not a curated record. Lineage: Eukaryota; Metazoa; Arthropoda; Insecta; Lepidoptera; Tortricidae.
GUGUGUUUCAAAUAACCAUGGAUACGACAGAAAUUAAACCGCUCAGCUUGAAGCUAAAAGUUUUCCACGUAGUGAGGUACUUCCUGGCGAGUAUGGCGAGGGUAUUCUGCACUCUUUACUAUGGGAAGAAAGGGGAGAAGCUGCCGCCGAUAACCGAUGAUAUCCUGAAGCAACCGGCGAUCGAAGUCGCGAGAAGGAUUAGGAAUAAAGAGAUCACGAGUGUAGAAGUUCUCGAGGCUUGCAUUAGGCGUAUCAAGGAUGUCAACUCGGCCCUCAACUGUUUUGUGGAAGACCGGUUCGAGCUCGCGAAGAGGGAGGCAAAAGAGGCUGAUGAACUCAUAAGCAGUGGGAGCAUGACGGCAGCCCAGUUGGAAAACGAGAAGCCUCUCUUGGGCGUACCUUUCACUACGAAAGACUGCAUCGCUGUUAAAGGCCUGCAUCACACAGCUGGGGUCGUGCUCCGAAAAGACGUGAUCGCCGAAGAAGAUGCCGAGAGCAUAAAGCUGCUGCGAAGCAAAGGAGCCAUCAUCAUAGGCCUUACCAACGUGCCCGAAAUUUGCAUGUGGUGGGAAACUCACAACCACAUACACGGCAGAACAAACAACCCUUACAACACCACAAGGAUAGUUGGCGGAUCAUCAGGAGGCGAAGGAUGUCUACAGGGAGCUGCUGGUAGCAUGUUUGGCAUUGGUACUCCAGUGCAGGAUAUUGGGUCCGACAUAGGAGGCUCAAUACGUAUGCCAGCGUUCUUCAACGGAAUAUUUGGACACAAACCAUCUCGAAACAUCGUGUCAAAUGCUGGACAGUAUCCGAUGCCUAAGACUGAUCUACUAAAUUCGUACCUUGGUCUCGGUCCCAUGACCCGGUAUGCGGUCGAUCUCAAACCCCUCCUGAAGAUUAUAUCCGGCGAUAACGCAAACAAACUUGCUCUAGACAAACCCGUCGAUAUCGGAAAACUGAAGGUUUACUAUCAAUUCAGUAACAAGGCUCCAAUGAUAGACUCCGUAGAUCCAGAUAUCAAGGCGGCCAUGAAGAAAGUUGUGGAAUUUUUAAAUCUCAAACACAAAAUAGUAGCAGAAGAGAAGCAGAUUAAACUACUCCAGAAAUCAAUGCCCAUUUGGAUGACAACGAUGAAAAAUGAAGAUCCUUUUGAGAGUCUGAUUAUGGCUAAGAAAGGUACGAUGGCGAUUGUUGUCGAAAUCUUUAAGAAUCUCAUUGGGUGUUCGGGAAAUACUUUGAUAGCGCUGUUCACCGCUUUGAUGGACCGUUCCGGUGCCCCUGUAGGAAGUCCGAGGUACAACCACUAUCUCAAGUUACGUGAUAGUUUGGAGAAGAGUUUUGUAGACAUGCUUGGUGAUGAUGGUGUGUUUUUGUACCCUACGCACCCGACGCCAGCGCCCUACCAUAACGAGCCAUUGUUCAAACCUCUGAACUUCUGUUACACUGCCAUUAUCAACUGCCUCGGUUUACCAGCGACGACCGUGCCUUUGGGUUUGAGCAGCGAAGGCCUUCCAAUAGGUAUACAGGUAGUAGCAAAUCACAACAACGACCGGUUGUGUUUAGCUGUUGCCGAAGAACUAGAGAAAGGUUUUGGAGGAUGGGUAGAACCUAAAUAGACGCAACUAUAAAUAUAGAAUUUAUAUUGGACCAUGCUAGGUGUAGGUAAUCACCAAUAUACACUGAUUAAGUAAUAGGCUGUGCCUCGCUUUUUGUCGAGAAAUGUUCUAGAAUGUAUUACCAGUUAUCACAAGUUAAAUAUGCCUACCUUACGUACCUAUAUUGUAUUUUUGUAAAAUUCUAAUAAAGGUGUUUUUUUUUA